AUGGCGAGCGCAGCGGCACCAAAAACUUCGUGGGCGGACGAUGUCGACGAACUCGAACAGCCCCCUAAGAUCGAAGACACCAUCGACGAGAAUGGCAUCAGGACUACUGUUGAGUACACAGUAAACGAUGAGGGGAAGAAGGUCAAGAUCACGAAGAAAAUAAAGCGGACCCUGCAGAAAGCGGUCGUCGACCACACGGUCGCUGAGCGAAAGAUGUGGGCCAAGUUCGGCCAGGAGAAGGGCAACAAGCCUGGUCCAGACAGGGCGACCACGACAGUUGGGGAGAACGUCGCUUUGAAGCUCAGUGCGGGAAACAAGUCAUCCGAGCCCGAGCCAUCUGCCGAGCAAACGAUGAAGAACAACCUCGUGAGAGCUGGUGCCGGCAAAGUUGUCUGCCGUCUGUGCAAGGGCGACCAUUUCACCGCAAAAUGUCCCUACAAGGAUUCUCUGCCUGGCCUCGACGGUGCUGAUACCCCUGGUGGAGACGACACAGGAACGCCCGCGGAACCUGCGGCUGCGGCACCUUCGGGCACUGGGAAGUAUGUCCCCCCGUCCAUGCGAAGCGGCGGGCGUGGUCCGGGCGAAGCGAUGUCGCGGCCCGGUGGCUCUCGGGACGAUCUACCCACACUGCGGGUCACGAACAUCUCGGAGGACACCCAGGAGAACGAUUUGCGCGAUCUGUUUGGCGCGUUCGGUCGGGUCGCGCGUGUCUAUGUGGGCCGCGAUCGCGAGACAGGUGCCGGCAAGGGCUUUGCAUUCGUCAGCUUCGAGGAUCGCGGGGUCGCGCAGCGGGCGAUGGAUAAACUGCACGGGCGUGGAUAUGAUAACUUGAUUUUGAACAUCCAGUGGUCACAACCGAGGGAGCAGCGAUGA
Fibroporia radiculosa is the source of this 873-nucleotide messenger RNA. RefSeq lists its product as uncharacterized. The record is from RefSeq and is a predicted model, not a curated record. Gene Ontology annotation, molecular function: translation initiation factor activity; RNA binding. Lineage: Eukaryota; Fungi; Basidiomycota; Agaricomycetes; Polyporales; Fibroporiaceae. The coding region runs from base 1 to 873 and encodes 290 amino acids. The transcript has 7 exons. Gene Ontology annotation, cellular component: cytoplasm; eukaryotic translation initiation factor 3 complex.